Melanotaenia boesemani (Boeseman's rainbowfish) is the source of this 1974-nucleotide messenger RNA. RefSeq lists its product as uncharacterized. NCBI's taxonomy places the organism in Eukaryota, Metazoa, Chordata, Actinopteri, Atheriniformes, Melanotaeniidae. The record is from RefSeq and is a predicted model, not a curated record. The coding region runs from base 94 to 1578 and encodes 494 amino acids. The transcript is spliced from 2 exons.
CUAGUUUCAUUAUCCAGGAAAUGGUAACCUAGAUGGAGCAACAACUACUCUCACACAAACAACACUCGGUCGGCAGCAGCUCGGUAAUGCAGGAUGAUGAAGACAUCAAGAUUGAUCAUGAGUUGCUGGAUAAUGCUGUUCCUUGCUCUGACCUCUGUGUCAGCAACGCAAAAGUUCAAAACAAUCAAUGACCUUAAGAAAAUCAACUUUGGUCAAUCGGUGCCAUCACACAGUCUCUUGCUGCUGUACUGGUUUGCCAAUGAAGUUGAUAUUGACAAUAAUCAUGUCAUCCGGCUGACCUUCAACCCAAACAAUGGUGACUAUGGCUCGCAUCAUUAUGGAAAUUAUGAACGGCUGUUGGAACCGCUACCUCAGGGAUAUCGGUACUACACUGUUGGAAACCUCAACCAAGAGAUGACGUCGAUGCAACUUCCAUCUUAUGUUGUCCACCCUCGAAUUGGGUUUGAAGGAAGAAACAGAGACCGGAUUAUUUUCAGGGUCAGGCAGCAAAAUGUGGAAUGGCAAGCUGGACAGAUAAUAGACAGAGUCUUCAUCACACAGCAUUAUGAGACAUCUGAUAACCAGGGGACCAGGUACGACCCAGCACAUACUUACCAAGUCACCAACAGCCUUUUAAGACAUAUCAGAGAGUUUUCAGCAGAAGAAAGUGGCGUGAACUUGCUGGUGAAUCUCAGAGAUCGAUUUGGAAGUAAUGCAGAUGAUGCCCAGCUUAGAUACAUUAGAAACUCGUGGGGGAACCUUGCUUGUCUUGGACUACUGCUGUUCAUUGUGAUCCAGGAAAAGAACACCGCAGACCAUCACAACAACAGACGGCAGCCUAAACCAAAAAGGAACACACACCCUGAUUUUGUUGUCAAUAUCCCAGAAAGAAGACAGAAUGGUGUUUCUGGGAUGUUUGUGAGUCUUCAGCUAGAUCAGCCUGAUGAGAUAAUACUUCAAGUGGUGACAGGCACAAAUGGAAAAGCCAGCAUUUUUUGGAACAAUGUUCCUAAAAGUGAUUUAAAAGAAGGUGUGAUGGUUGUGCUUUAUAAGAAUAAUGAAGACGAAAAAGCCUUGACCUACAAAUUUAUUGGGGACAUGAAAACAGGUACUUAUAAGACAUCAGUACCCCUGAACGAAGGCCUUCAGGUUCGAAUGCAUAAAGUGAGGAAACUAUGGUGCUUCUGGUCAGGCAUCGGAGAGGAGAUAUACAGGGGGGAUGAGUUUAAGAAUCCCCCAGCAGUGAGUAUAAGCGGCUACAACGCUAGCCUGCAACUUUUUGCAAAGGAUGGAAAGGCUUGUGCUCGCUUAUUUGUGAAGAAGUCUUUUAAUGACUGGAGGUCCAAAUUCAAAAAUUCUUGGAUUGGUUUCUACAGCUCUCCAGACAAAGCCACAAAGAACUAUGAAUGGUGGCAGUGGCAGUGGGCAACAAAAUUAAACCUAAGCACAGAUUAUCAGGACUCUACUUAUGAUGUCUACGAGUAUCACUCGGGUAUGGCAAUAGCUCCAGGGGUUCAGGUACGAUUCAUACUGCGGGAUGAGGUAGAGCAAGCCCGCACCCCACGCUGGAGGGAAUGAGGACUGUAACGAAAAUGUGAAAAAUCUUUUUAUACAGAAUGUACCAUGUACAAAAUGAGAUGUAUACUUAAUAUAAUAAUUUGUAUUUUGAUACUUGUUUUAAAUCAUACUUUUAGUUGUAAGGCACAGUGGUGUGGUGGUUAGCAUUGCUGCCCACAGCAACACAGUCACUGGUUCGAGCCUUUAUUGGGGACGGGUUUGAACAAGGGCCUGUCUUUGUGGAGUUUAGGGAUGUCACGAUUAUUUUAUUUUACAAUGAAUCGCAGUAAUAAAUGCUACAAUCAAUCAUAAAGAUCUCUCAGUAUCAUCCCUUUCAAUAAAAGAUUAUGUAUAAACCAUAUCAGCAGAUUAGUGGAAUGUCCACAUGGAGCGAAAACAAAGUUUUGUUUCUGGGUU